GGCUAAAGGGGAGACACUACCACAAGACAGGCAGAGAGGAGGCGCCGGGCGGUGGGCACAAAAUCGCUGUCGGGGUAUAAUAACGUGCCAGUUGAUGGAGAACGAGGCGAGAAGGGAGAACGGCCCUCGCUGCUAGGACAAAAGAAAGCUGCGGCCGGGAUAUUUUUAGCAGAGAGGUGUUGAGACUGACGUUUGGCCGUCCUCCGUCCGAUUUCCUACUCCAGCCAUGCCCAACAUCCAGAACGACAUCAAACUGGACUUCAAGGACGUCCUGCUGCGUCCGAAGAGGAGCACUAUCAACAGCAGAGCGGAUGUGAACCUGCAGCGAGAGAUAACGUUUAGGAACUCGAAACGCAGCUACAAAGGUAUUCCUAUUAUCGCCUCCAACAUGGACACAGUCGGCACAUUUGAGAUGGCCAUUGCGCUAACCAAGCAUGGAGUUUUUACGACAAUUCACAAAUAUUACUCGCCUGAAGAGUGGAAACAGUUCUCUGUUGAUCACCCGGAGUGCCUUGGUUUUGUGGCCGCCAGUUCUGGAACUGGUCAAGCCGACUUUGAGAGACUGCAACAAAUUUUGAAGGAUGUUCCUGAUGUGGCCUACAUUUGUCUUGACGUGGCCAAUGGGUACUCACAGCACUUUGUCGAGUACUUGAGAAAAGUCAGAGCAGCAUAUCCAACCCACACCAUAAUUGCUGGCAAUGUCGUUACUGGAGAAAUGGUUGAGGAGCUAAUUCUCUCUGGAGCAGACAUCAUUAAGGUUGGCAUCGGCCCGGGAUCAGUUUGCACGACCAGGCGCAAAACUGGCGUAGGCUACCCUCAGUUGAGUGCAGUGCUUGAGUGUGCAGAUGCGGCGCAUGGCCUGGGAGGGCACAUUAUUUCUGAUGGAGGGUGCACUUGCCCAGGAGACGUUGCCAAAGCAUUUGCAGCAGGUGCAGAUUUUGUUAUGGUCGGAGGGAUGUUGGCGGGCCAUGAUGAAAGUGGGGGCGAAAUUAUAGAGAAGAAUGGCAAGAAAUACAAGCUAUUCUAUGGCAUGUCCUCGAGCACCGCAAUGCAGAAGCAUGUUGGAGGCGUUGCAGAAUACAGGGCUUCAGAGGGGAAAACGGUCGAAGUGCCAUACAGGGGGCCCAUUGACGUUACGAUACUUGAUAUUUUGGGAGGCCUGAGAUCUGCCUGCACCUACAUGGGUGCUGCGAAACUGAAAGAGUUGCCUAGAAGAGCCACUUUCAUCAGAGUCUCACAGCAGAUCAACACUAUUUUUGGUGUCAGUGACUAGUCACUAUUUAUUUUGCGGGCACCCUCUUGUUAUCGCAAGUAGUCUAGUCAAUUUUGCACAUUGUCAAGUUUUUUGCUUGUUUUUUCUGGCAGAGUUUAAUUUCUGCUGUUGUUAACUUUUUGCUUGCAAACGCAAAUACCUCAAUUUUUGCUUAGAACCCCGAAACGUUGUGUAAGGAGGAUGCAUUUUAAAAUAUUCUGCCAUAAGGUAUCAGCACAAAUUUCAAUGUGAAUAACCACCAAUGUUGCACAAAUUUGUGCCAAUUGUAGUAUUUAAAGUUCAAGUUGGCAUAGGCGUUUUAGUGUCUUGGUGUGAUUUAUUUCAAAGCAAUAUAAAGUAUAGGUAGUAUUUACAUAAUUAUUAUCUAGCCCCAAAUAUAUUGGUUCCAGUUGUUUGGUCAUUUGAAAAGAUGUUAAAUAAAAUUACGCAGAAAAUUAGCCUUUUUUUGUUGUAAUAGAUUUAGCUUUAGCCAAAGAAUAAUGGAUUUUUUGUUUUUUCCUUGACAACAAUUUAAAGAAAAUUAGGAUGGUUAAAUUAUUGUGCUAUAUUUCUUGUGAUAAAUGUGUCUUAAAAAGGCAAAUAAUAAUUAACUACACCUUGGUGUAACAAAAUAUGUUUUAUUCAAUUUAAGAUAUAUUAAAAUAAAACAUCACAAUAAGUGUGAAAAUGAAAUCAUGUUA
Cloeon dipterum is the source of this 1953-nucleotide messenger RNA. RefSeq names its product GMP reductase 1-like. The transcript is spliced from 6 exons. Gene Ontology annotation, cellular component: GMP reductase complex. Gene Ontology annotation, molecular function: GMP reductase activity. The record is from RefSeq and is a predicted model, not a curated record. Gene Ontology annotation, biological process: nucleotide metabolic process. NCBI's taxonomy places the organism in Eukaryota, Metazoa, Arthropoda, Insecta, Ephemeroptera, Baetidae. The coding region runs from base 227 to 1273 and encodes 348 amino acids.